Molecule: messenger RNA, 1977 nt
Organism: Carassius auratus (goldfish)
Lineage: Eukaryota; Metazoa; Chordata; Actinopteri; Cypriniformes; Cyprinidae
Product: cadherin-12-like
Exons: 8
Coding region: 465-1943 (492 amino acids)
Biological process (GO): cell-cell junction assembly; cell-cell adhesion mediated by cadherin; calcium-dependent cell-cell adhesion
Cellular component (GO): adherens junction; catenin complex; plasma membrane
Molecular function (GO): beta-catenin binding; cadherin binding; calcium ion binding
Source: RefSeq, a predicted model, not a curated record
UGUCCCCUUGACACUGCAGGGGUGAAUUCUGAAUUCAGCAAGCGCUUUGCUCUCCCCCUCAUUCUGUUUUCACAGAGCUCUGCACAAUGCUCAGAUGAGAGCAGGAGAGAAAGUGCGUUAAGAGAGAGAGGGCAAAUUAAAGAGAGCCAAAGCGAGCGAGAAGGUGAGCACAUUACUGAGAGUGACUGAGGAGAAAGAGACCAGAAUGAGAGCGUGUGUGUGAGACCAAAGAGUUUAUUACGAUAGCAACUGGAGGUCUGGAUUAUGCCACUUUAAUCCUCAAGAGACUUUGUGGGACGUUUAGAAGGUGGUUCACUAAAAUUUUAAGCACCCCAGGAAUUCCAUGGAUGUUAGUUGUUCUGCGUCAGUGAGGCUUUGUGGAGUUCUUCAUACUGGAUUCAUUGCUCCUUUGCCAUCACCAUAAAAGUCACCUGUGUCCAUCUUUGCACCUCAAGGUUGUUCCAAUGCUCAUGGGGAACUGCCUGCUGCUGUUCCUCUGGUGCCUCUUAGACAAAAGCUUCGUUUCACCCCUCCACUCUUCAUCCCAGAGCAGGAUGGGGAAGGAGCAGUACAGGAACAUGUUGGCACUUAGGAAACACGGCAUGAUGGGAGUUCACAGAGUCAAGAGAGGAUGGGUGUGGAACCAGUUCUUUGUUCUGGAGGAAUACAUGGGAUCUGAUCCGCAGUAUGUUGGAAAGCUUCACUCUGACCUGGAUAAGGGAGAUAGUAUCGUGAAGUACACACUCUCAGGUGAAGGAGUUGGUUCUAUUUUCACCAUCGAGCCAAGUACUGGAGACAUCCAUGCCUUAAGGAGCCUGGACCGAGAAGAGAAGCCUUAUUACACACUGAGAGCGCAGGCUGUGGACGUGCUCACAGGCAGACCCUUAGAGCCCGAGUCAGAGUUCAUUAUCAAAGUCCAGGACAUCAAUGACAAUGAGCCAAGGUUCCUGGAGGGCCCAUACUCUGCCAGCAUCCCAGAGAUGUCUCCCGUCGGCUCAUAUGUGACACAAAUAACUGCCACUGAUGCUGAUGACCCUACUUAUGGAAACAGUGCGCGGAUUGUAUACAGCAUACUUCAUGGGCAGCCGUACUUCUCUGUUGACCCCAAGACAGGAAUCAUAAGAGUUGCCUUACCCAACAUGGAUAGGGAGGUCAAAGAAAUGUACCAGGUGGUCAUACAGGCUAAGGACAUGGGUGGCCAGCUCGGGGGCUUAGCUGGGAUCACAACCAUCAAUAUCACUCUCCGUGAUGUCAACGACAACCGACCACGGUUUUCUAAAAGCAUCUUUCACCUACGCGUUCUUGAAUCUUCACCCGUGGGCUCGUCUGUGGGGAGGGUCAAAGCUCAUGAUCUGGACUCUGGGAAGAAUGCUGAAGUGCAAUAUAGCAUCGCUCCUGGUGAUGGACGCUCCAUGUUUGAUAUUUACAGCAAUAAGAACACUCAUGAGGGAACAGUCAUACUGAAAAAGCGUCUGGACUACGAGACCAGAAAAUCCUACACCUUUAAAGUAGAAGCUUCAAAUGCAGUUCUUGAUCAUCGAUUCCUACAUUUGGGACCAUUUAAGGACACUGCCACAGUAAAAGUGACUGUUCUGGAUGUGGAGGAACCUCCUGUCUUCAGCCGACUGUCUUAUAGAAUGGAGACAUAUGAGAACACACCAGUGGGCAUCAUAAUCGGAGCCGUCACAGCUGAGGACCAAGAUGUAGGCUAUAGUCCUGUUAGAUAUUCAGUUGAUUGGAGAAAGGACUCUGAAAACCACUUUGACAUUGACCCUGUUGAAGGAACUCUGUCUGUCAGUGAAGCACUGGACAGAGAGAGAAACACAGAACACAACGUCACUGUUGUAGCAACAAAAGUUAGUAAGUAUGGUGGAUUGUGUUUUACCCAAAUGCACAGAUACAACAUGACCAGCCUAGAUAACCAAGCAAGUUUACAUCCAUAAUAAAACUGUAGAUUGAAAUGGGGAUACACUUUUA